Lymnaea stagnalis (great pond snail) is the source of this 5904-nucleotide messenger RNA. The record is from the annotation of a GenBank genome assembly. NCBI's taxonomy places the organism in Eukaryota, Metazoa, Mollusca, Gastropoda, Lymnaeidae.
CUUAGGCUAGGCCUAACAUCAUUAAAAUGCUGAAUGAUGUGGAGAAGUGCAUUUGCAAAGAAAUACUGGUUCAUUUAAAUGAUGAAGAUCUACAUUCCUUAGCAUCCACCAGCAGCAACAGAGUUGUUGACACUUACAACAGGAAAGGUUUGUUAAUUACUUAGACUUUGCAUGCUAUGUUAUAUUUUUUUUGCUAUCAACUUUAUUAAUUUUGUUUGUUGUUGACUUCUAAAUUUCAUCCUCUCAUGCUUCAAAAUUGUUCGUAGUAUGAAAAGAAUUUUUCUUCAAAAUUUGGAUGCAUUCUAAUGAUAUUUACAGGUAGUUGAACAUUGAGAAUUUUUUCAUUAUGCAUUUUUCAGUGUUAUUGUAUAUAAUUAACUUCUUCUAUAUUUUGAGGGCCCACGAUCAAUAUAUUGAUCAUUCUGGCUCCUAUGUUUCAGAGGGGUUGGCAAUGUAAUUCUGCAUGGUUUUGAAGAGGAUACUUCACUGGUUGCAAGGGCUACUCAGCGACAGUAUUAUGAACUGGGGUUUGUAUGACAGGAGGCAAUAGACGCAAAUAUAUCAAGCGUAGUCGCCUCAACUGUUGCUUUUGGAAGCUUGUUCCAGUCCCUGAUUGUCUUUGGCAGGAUUAGGAGUUCCUGUACUGUGUUCUUGUUUUUAUUAGCAGGAAUGGCCUGUCAUGGUCUCGUCGCUGUAGUUGUUAACAGUUACUUUAGAAGUUAAUUACAAAUAUUUUUGCAAAAAAUCAGUUUAAUUCAAAAUGUCACAAUGUCAGUUAAUUUUCUGCUUCUGAACUGCACUAUGGGCUGACUUUUUGGGGUUUGAAAAGUCAUGGUUUCAGGCAUGGCCCACGCGACAGCUCUGCCUAAAUCCGAUAGCUGGUUUGCCAAAAAAACAACCACCCCCUUCCCCCCCAAAAAACCAACAAAAAACAAUAUUACCAUCCAAAAAUUUUACAAAGAGUUUUUUAAAAGUUGAUAUUUAAAAAUGUAGUCGAACUAACCAAUAUAAAUUUUUUUUUCAGAUGCAGAAAAAGCUAUUUUAGCAUUCACCCAAUCCAUUGAUGAAUUUUUUAAGCGCAGAAAGAUUAGUAAAGAUGUUCUUCUGAAGUAUGUGUUUAGCAAAGGUCUGUCUGUUCCUCGAAAUGCUGAUAAAGAUGGACUUGUGGCACAUAUAAUCAAGUCUUUGUUGACAGAAUCAUCCCAGGACAAGGGAGUGAAAUCCCCUAGAGAAAAUGUGUUGGAUAAGCAGUCAAAUGCUGCAUCACCUAACAGGAAAGCUGUUGUGCCCUCUACUGACUGCAGCUUUCCAAAGUUAGAUGAAGCUUUUCAUCAUCAGGACAAAAAGGUAGCAUUUGUUAGAAUUUGCUUAUCUUUUACCAUGAAUUCAUUAACAUUUAUUGAAAUAGAUAAGAAAAUAAAAUGCAAUUGGAUUUACUUUUGUUGCUUUUAAAUGCUUAUAUAUCAAAUUUAUUUAUUUUUGACAAUAUCUUAUUAUAACUUCUUCUCCUCCCCCAACACACACACAUAAAGGCUAACAUGAUGAUUUCCACAUGUUUCUGUUUUUUUGUCUAUUUUAUGGCAUUUUCAAGGCUGUUGUCUAAUUGUGCAUGGUCCUUUUAAAAAGGGCUGCCUGUUAGUCUUACCACUCACUUGAGUGGCUUAUAAUUUAUUGCUAUUGAUUUCUGUGUCAGGUCUGUGAUGUAUCUUGUAUAUCAUAUUAUGAAUGCAAGAAGUUAAGUUUCUGAAACACUUCUGUCAGAUUGUCCAUGUUCCACUAACUUACUUGGUAGUUGAGAUUAGUGUUGUUGAUCAGGUGGAAAUUGACUUUUCUACAUAGAUUAAGUUCUGAAUAAAUUGAAGUGCUAAAAAUAACAAUUAUUGUUUUGCAAUACCAAAUACUAGAAUAGUUUUCAAAUUCAAUGACUCUAAUUGCCAUUUAACCUCCUUAUUUCAAAGUGACAAUUAACUAGGAUGAUGUAAAAAAAAAAAGUUAUUGAAGAUAGAAGAAAUGUGAUGUCCACAUUCAUCUGGGGUGUUCCUUUUUUUUUGGGAGCUGGUAGUUUUAUAAUCGCACAUUUUCCCAAUCUUGUGUGUGGAACACUUUUGAUUGCAGGCAGGUAGAAGAAAUGUGAUGUCCACAUUCAUCUGGGGUGUUCCUUUUUUUUUGGGAGCUGGUAGUUUUAUAAUCGCACAUUUUCCCAAUCUUGUGUGUGGAACACUUUUGAUUGCAGGCAGGUAUUGAUUAGUUAUGUCAGCAUCUCUAUACAGCUUUAAUAAUUCUAGUGCUAUCAUGCCUAAGUCCUCCUUAUUAUUUUUUGGGACUACAAGCUCGGUUUACUUUAUUAAUUGUGAUGCAAUCAUUAUGAUGUGGGCGUCAUGUUUAAUUGACCAUUCACUCGCACAUUGCAUCUGAAUUUUAUUUGUUAAACAGGAACUUUUUAUUUUUGGUGUUAUUUAGUUGUUAGGAACAUUAUUGAUUUUCAAAGUUCCUCUUAGCUCAUUUGCAAUCUUAUUAUAUAUUAUUAUUAUUAUAUUAUUCUUGCCUUCUGAACAAGUUCUCAUUUUAAUUUUAAUACUGACCCACAUAAAAGCAUUUUCCACCUCAAGUUCUUUAGUGAUCAAAAUCAACCAGUCCCCUAUGUUGGAUCUUUGAAUCUGUUUCAACAGCAUAGAAUUUUUUUGCAUGUUGCUUAAAAGAUGUAUACUCAUAAGUGUUAACAAUAUGCAUUUCAGGUACAAAAAACUUAUUCAACUGGCAAAACUUGAAUUUUUUUUUUAUAGAUGUAAAACUUAAUCAUUCAAUUACAUAAUGUGCCAAUGUAAUAAUAUGACUAAUACAAAAGAAAAGUAGGCACAGUGACACAGAACACACAUAUGAAAAUAUUGAUGAGCUGGAAAAAAAGAAGUGGCCUAGAUCUUAAUCUUUAAAAAAAAACACAUAUUUUAUAUUUAUACUUGCAGUCAUAGUUUAUGUAAAUUAAUCUACUUAAGUAUUACUACUGUCUUCUAACUGCUUAGAUUCUAUCUUAUGUGAAAAUCCACAGUCAAGUUCCAUUUGGUUUGUCAAAUCCAAUGUGGUAUAUGUUUUCAGAAUUUUGAGACUUUACAUGAACUUAAUUCCAGUUUAUACCUACAUAGCUAAAUUUAUUUAAUUAAUUUUUACAGGUAACUCCAGAGAAAGUCCAAUAUGUCCAGUCAGUAUUCAACUACAGCCCCACCAAUAUAAUUAUAAAUGUGAAUAUGAACCAUUCAGCCAGUGCUUCAAUGACCCAUUCAGAUCAGCAAAAUGCAGAGGCUUUUGUGAGAUGGUUUUAUGAAAUGAUAAAUUCUUACAAUCCAACCUUCAGCAAGAUUGUACAUGACUUUGGACCUCAGCAUUUCUGGGACAAUGCUCAGCUGUUUCUGUCUAUGAACAGCAGGGAUUCUAAAAUAGAAGAUAUUGUCUGUGGCAAUUGCCAUGUGGCAAAUCGACUUUUACAGUUUUGUACAGAAAGUCACCUCUUGUUUAGCCCUAAUGCUAGUACAGAAGGUGUGAAGACCAGGUCGGAUCCCCAUGGUUUGAAGCUUAUAUUGGUUUGUGGGACUCUUCACAAAAUGAAUUCUUGUGUAGGAGUAUUCCAACAAUCUUUUGGUUUAGUCAAAGAACCUAUGUCACCAGAUGUCUGGAAAGUCAAAGUAACAUGUCUUAAAAUGGAUGAAGAUUCAGCUAUGAUGGUGCCAAGACUCACAGACUGUGAAGAUAUUCAAGCUUUAGAAGGGCACACUAUUAAAGUAUUAGAACAAUCGUUAGUACAUUCGUGAAUGUGUUAUUUCAAACUCAUCAAUGCCUCUGUGAUCUUCCUGUUAUUUUAUUUUGGGCUAGUCAAUGCAUCACUUUAAUGCAUCAGAACAAUUCAAUUUGUUCUGUUAUUAUUUUCUUUUAAUUUAAGUCAACACAUAAUUUUUCCUCUCAAAUUUUCACCAUUGGUAGUGGUGGUGGUUUAUCACUAUUUAAAUGUGAUGAUCUCUCAAUUAAGUACAUUGUCACAAUCUCAUGCUCUUGGCAUUCUCAAUGUCCCUUUAUGGGCAGUGCAAUAAGUGGCUGUUUUAACUGCCUCAGAGUCACACAGGGACAAUUAAUUAUAUUUAACUAUGAAAACAUUCUAAAUUUUGAACUAAAUACACACAAUAUUUUUCAGAAUUUGAAUUUAAAGAAUAUUUGCAUUUUAAUAUUUUUAUAACCAUAAUUUGGCAUUUGAAAGAAAUAUACCAGUGUUGACUUGCGAUAAAGCUUUCAAGUAUAUUAAUUAUACACAAUUUGUGUAAAUAAAAAAAAAAAUAUAGAUUCAGCUUUAUUUAAUAAUAAUUAUACAGAUAAUAAAAAUGUUAAUGUUUUGGCAAGAUAUUAUAUCAGGGGCUCAAAAUGUUGUACUGCCAAGGCUUUUCUCUUGUGAAAUAAACUGAGAAAGCAUGCAACAAACCUCGUGAGGUGUCAUGCACUAAUAUAUUAUUGUCCAUGGACAUCUGACAGACAACUAAAAGUGUACAUAAAUGUUUGUCCUAAAUAGAGAUGGAUGUUUCCUUUGAAGAGACAAAAAUCUGAGUGUAAAUAAGACAGUAGAAUUUUGGUUGGAGCGUUUCGACAUCAAUGUAAAAGUGGAAGCACUGCAGAAGUACAUCUUAAAGGUAGCAGCAUCAAGCUGAGAGCUAUCAAACAGCCUAGUGAAGUUGAACUACAGUAGUGACACAAACAUUCCUAUUAUACUGCCACCUAUUUUUUUUUACACAGACUCCGGUUUAACAGAAUCAUUUUAAAAAAAAAUGUCCAUGUUUUGAAAAGUGUCCUCUACUUAUUUGUUAAGUUUUAAUUUCCAUGAACUGAAUUUUAUAGGAUAUUCAUGUUGUAAACAUUAACUCUAUGAAUACAGCUUUGUUUGGAAGGUUGGCCAGGUUAAACACUAAGUAGUGUUGCAAGUCUGCCGCAUUAGUUUCAUUCAAUAUUACUAUUAUGAAUAUAACUAUACAUACCUACUGAGUUUAUUUGUAACAUGUUUGUUAUUUCAUUCAUAUAUUUAUUAUUUGUAUCAUUUAUUAUUUUUUUUGUGUGGUUAUUUUGAUAAUUUUAGAGUUUGGUUCAUAUUUAAAUUCCUUGUCUUAAGCCCAGAGACUAGGGCAUUGAAAAAGUUGAAACAAUUCGACAUGGUCACAUUUUUUAGCCAUCUAAAUAAAACAGAAGUUUUGUUAUUUGCUACUUAUGGUAACAUUUACACCCAAUAAACAAAUAUACUUUUUUCAAAAUAUAUUUAUUUCUUAAUUACAUCAAUAUCAGCUGACUUGUAUAUGGUGUAGCAUGAGAUUUGGCUGACUAUAAAGGUCAAUGACCUGUGAACGUAAGCGUAGGUGUGCAUAUGAUGGCACUGAAUGAUAUUAAUGUACCGUUACUAUAAGAAAUAACAACACUAAUUCAAAAACUCAGAUCUGAUCAGUUGGAUAAAGCAACAUUUAAAAAAAAAUAACAGUUAAUUAUCUGUUAAAUGAGCUAGGUUUCAUUAUACUCCUAAAAGAUGGCUCCAGAAAAUUGUGCACUAAAUAAGAUAUUUUACAACAAUGCAGUUUAUUGUUUAGGUAAACAAAAUGAGAUUAAAAAAUAUUUUCUGGUUCUUAACAAAUUUACCAGCCCAUAUUUCCGGGGUCUUUCCAUGCCUAUGAAAAUAUAAAUAAAACAAGAACUACAGUUUUAUUAGCAAAAGUAAUUCAAUUUCAUUUGUAAAAGGUCUGUUGGAGUAAGUAUUCAUCUCAGAGUUUGUUGCCAUUUGCUAAGUAAAAUAAUUGAAUGUGCUGCUUCCAUCCUCCAGGGUAUUUUCUAUUUCAACAUUUGAUCUUAUUCUUUUAUUCUGUUUAUAUGCUAAAUAAUGUUAAUGAA